GGAGCGUCACUUUCGCCCUUCCUCACAGACCAACCAUUUAUCUUCUUACGUGCUAACAUCAAAAUGGAAAGAAUAUAAACAUGUGAAGAGCUUUACAAGAAACAUUUUAGCUUCAGACAUGACUUAAAGUUUAACAGAACCUCUCCUGUUAGUAUUAAACGGUAGGUAUUAUAUUUUAAUGCAAAAUAUCUUUGACCAUUUCAACUCUUCUAAAUAUUUGCCAUUUAGAAUGUUCACUUAAAAUCGGGUCGCAACAAUCUUUGUCGAUUUUUACAAAAUCGGAUGAGAUUUUUGUUUUCGUUCUUUAGGAAAAGUACAAGAAAUGGAUGCUGGAAUUGAAAAAUGGAGACAAGACCAAACUGGCUUUCGAUCGGCAGAAACGGUUUGUAUACAUUCUUUGAAUUUUCUCUUUCAAUCGCAAGUGAAAGGUAGCUUCGAAUGGUGAACGCCUCUUCUGCUAUUUCUAUGUUCUCCACAACAGCAGUGAUUCGAAUUUAUAGCUUUCCAAGGCUUAAAUGAUUAGGUUUUAGACCUAUUUAUUAAUUUAGAUAUAAAUUAAUCUUAUUUAUGCACUUUUAUGUGUUUAAUUUCGUCUUUCCUAAUGUUCAUUUUAUUAUUGAUUGCGACAAAUGCCGUCUUUUAUGUGUGUCGAAGGUUAAUUAAGUGAUCCAAAACGUUUUAGCCGUUUCUAUAAUGCAGUGCUUAUUUCAGGUUUAAGUAAUUUGACUUAGAAAUACGAUUAUUCAAUAAAGUAUGAAAAUAUUUGCGAAUUUGCAAGUUAUUUUGUUUAAUAGUAUAUCCACAACACAAGGUUAAGGCAAGUAUUAUUGUAUGCAUAUUGAUCACCACUAACAAACACAAAAGCAUGUAUUUCAUUUGAUGUUGAAGUUGAUGUAGUAUCAAAUGAUUUAGUCAGCCAACUUGGGAUUGUGAGUUUGUUAUAAUAUAUCAAGGUUUUAAUACCUGGGUUAAUUAACCCAAUCAGUAGAUGAUCAUGGGCUCUUGAAUGUGUGUUCCAGAAAUGAAAUGAACAGAACUUAUAUAAACUGGAGAUCCCCCCAAGCUUGGAGAUCAUAACUCAUUAUCGACGACAUAUGCAAUGGGAGGGGGGUUCUCUUAGUAGGUUGAUGUGUAUAUGUUUAAUCCAUAUUAAGCUGCAAUGUGCCCAAAUGCACCCUACUUUAUUGUUUUACUCUGUCUAAUGCUCAUCAAGAGAGAGAGAGAGAGAAAGAGUACCAGAUGUGACCAGAUAUGGUAAUUUGAAUUACUUUUUUGGUAAUUUUUUAUCACCUGAACUGAUAAUUAAAAAUGCCCCUGAAAAUCCUGAUCACACUGCUUGUUUAUAACCCAUUCAGUGGCAGUGUCUCCCCAUGACAAAUAAAAUCAUCUGGCAUUAGACAGAGUAAAACAAUUGAGUUAAAGACUAAUUAUUCUUCUUAACCCAUAUCAGAAAAUCUGGCAUGCAAGAACAGAAAACUUAGGACUGAACUUGUUUUAAUUAUUAUAUUUGAAACAGCACAAUGACCAUAACUUGAAUGAGCUAGGUUAUGGAGGGCAACCAAACUGUGCAUAAUUAUAGGGACCAAGUUUUUUCCCACUGCAGAACAAAACUAUAUCAAAUGAGUAACAGACUUGUAUAGAUCAACAUGAAAUGCACUACCAUGAGAUUGUGACACACCCAUAAAUCAUGCACAACCGAUUACCUUGUUGUAUGUAAUAAAGAUAAGAACAAGAUGUAAUGGCAAUCCAUAUACUUACCUGCCUGCAUGGUUAGGUACAGAAUAGAUCAGCUAAUGAACCUGUAGGGAUUUCAGUUACUUAGAUUUGAGUUAUGUGAACAUGUCCAUUCAGGACCUUACCACUGAAUGUCUAAACCUUGUCACACUAUUAACUAAGUGUUCAGCAGGAAUUCAAAACCGAAAUUCAGCAGUUGUCAUGGAGAAGAAAAAUAUUAAUAUUUGCUUUCUUCUCUAAGAAGAGUACUACUCCAGUUGGGUAUGGUACUACUCCUGUUGGAUAUGAGUACUACUCCACAUGGGUAUGAGUACUAACUUCUGUUGGGUAUGAGUACUACUCCAGUUGGGUAUGGUACUACUCCUGUUGGGUAUGAGUACCACAGGAACUCCAGUUGGAUAUGAGUACUACUCCACAUGGAUAUGAGUACUACUCCUGUUGGGUAUGAGUUAGGGUUAUCCCUUAUUGCUUCUCUAAGAAGCGUACUUCUCCAGUUGGGUAUGAGUUUGGGUUUUCCCUUAUUGCUUCUCUAAGAAGCGUACUUCUCCAGUUGGUAUGAGUUAGGGUUAUCCUUUUUGAUGCAGUUACUACAGUGUUACAACAGCAGGAAACUAGUGAGAGUACUCGAAGAAACGUUCAGAUUGGUAUGGAUGCUCUGGAAGCACUCUAUAUACCAAUGUCUUAGAGGCAAAAUUACCACAGGUGAAAGGUACCUGCAUUAUAUGUAGUCAGUACCUUGAUCAGAUAAUGUAGGGACACAGAGUAAGCACAUACAGAGGUGCAACUUAGCGAAAAACCGUAAAGUGUUUUUUGGCCGCCAUGUUCCAACAUGAAGUUGCACCUCUGUAUGUAUCUACCAUAGAAAUAUUAUUGCUAUGGUAUCUACUCUGUAGUAGGAUUAGGCACAGAAUAAAGACGCACAGAAGGUCGACUCAGCCAAAAAAGCGUAACCGCUGCCACGCCAUGAUUCGUCAUGAAAAUGCUGACGCCAUGGUCCUAGCCAGUGCGCUUAUGAGAGGCAUCCCCUCCUGGACGUCCGCCAUUUUGAGUAUAAUCAGGGGGGUGAAUGUCUCUCAUAAGCGCACUGGCUAGAACCACGCAACUACGCCAAAAUCAUAGGAAAAACCAAGAAGUUGGGCUUCUGUAUAGUCUUUAUAGUGAUUAAGGUCAAGUGAGCACCAAUCAAGUUAUUCACUGUGUCAAUGUUAAUAUCUGUUUACAUGACCCUAAAUCCUAGCAAUAGUUCCUGGAAUAUUGGUAAUCAUUUGACCUUUAAUCUUUUUUUCCGAUAUUGGAUCAUGUUCGGACCGGAAACUAAAGUCCUCGUUCACCAUCUACACCUUGUCUCUUGGGUUUCAAAGUGUUAAGCCGCAUCUUAUUUGUAUUCAUGCCAAAUUUAUUAUUGUUAUCCGGUGGUGAAAUGCUGUAUGUAGACUAUGUAGCAUCUGCAACAUAUAAUAUAAAAUAAUAAACAGAUAUUUGCAUGUGGGCCCUUUGGCGAGAAGCUAUAGUAUAACUAUAUAACACAGUCUACAUUCUACAAGACUAAAAUUAAAAAAUGUUUUAAGUAAACGGAUUGUUUUCAUUUAACUUUUAUUUUCUUAUAUGUCUAUUUCUUAUUGUCUUUAUGGGCUUUACAAAUCCAUGUAUACUGCCACAGACACGAUGUAGAAAUUCUCCAACGUAACCGCUCUUUGUAGAAACUAGAAAACCGCAUUACGUUCAUUUAGUUGUGUAUAUCCUUUGACUUUACUCCAUUAGUAUGAAUAAUAUAAGACCAACCGGGCUUUGUCAAGUAGCUAAUUAAUAAUAAGUACAGUGGCGGUCGUUUCUACAAAGAAGUAUAUUGGCCACACUUGUGUGGCUAACAAACAUACAAAGAGUUGAUUUCCUUUUCAUGUGACGUCUUUCCGGCGUGACCUCACAGUGAUGUAUUUUCAUUUUCCUAUUUCAACAUGGCGACAUGUAAUGUCUCGAGUAUUGCAAGGAAAAGAAUUGUUGGUCGUAUGUGCUGUGCCGGUUCUUCGUCAGGCAGCCUUUGUCCAAGCACACAAUACACUAAGGACGUCUCGUUGCACUAUUUUCCUGAUAAACUAAAGGAUGGUGAACGGCAUGAAGCUUGGAAGGAUUUUGUUAGAAAAUAUCGGCCUGCUUUCAAACCUUCUAAAUCUAAGUCAUCUUCGCUAUGUUCCCUACAUUUCGAAGACAGCUGUUUUGCCAUUCGUAGAGAUGUUGCAAGAGAACUAGGCAUUAGGAUUAGACUUAAUAAAGAUGCCGUACCAACUAUUGAUACGGCAAGUACUAGAAAACCUAAGAAGAAAAAAGUCGCACAUGUGAGGAAGGUAUAGUAUCACGUGUCCACAUUAUAAUAUGGCGUCUGAUCUCUUACAGUGUCUGGAUAUAGCAUAUGAUAUAACGUAGCUACUGGAGUACUGCUAGCAUCGAGUAUGGCAUGUAUUGUGUACUUGGAUGUAUGGCAUGUAUGUACCGGAUGUUUGUGAAUUUUCUGUCACAUUGUCAAUGGAGUUAUAAUAUAAUGCUAAUCAAUACUUAUAAAUGUUAAUUGCUGUACCUCCAGGAAGUCUAGCGUCUAUAGAUAUAGGUUUGAGUAAGCAUAUCGGGAAGCCGCAGACGAUGAGUAACCUGGAGGGAUUAUCAUGUUUCUUCUUUUCCUUUAUAUGUACUAGUCUUGUAUUUGGAAACAUAGAAUUGAGAGAUAUAGUUUGAUUUGCUUGCUCUUGCAAGGUUGAUAAUGUCUGCAGUUGCCCACUAUCUGCUGUGUUCUAAACGCUCAGGGGCUGUUCAUAUGAGCCGCAGGCUGGCCUAGGGAUGAAUCGUGUCGCGAAAUUUUUUCCUGCCCACGAAAGACCGUUUGAAUGAACUCUAUAGACCCAUUGCACUGACGUCACAAAUCCUUUGAGUGUCCUCCAGAUGCUACCUAACAAUAUCUGUUCGGGUACAACAACCACAUACAGCGCAAAAAUUAAACAUUUUAAUACAAAAUUAUUAUAGAGCUUUACAAAAUUUGCUUUGUUUACAAAAGUUAUAUUAUGCAUAGAUUGCUAAUUUGUCCUCCAGACGCAUCCUCACUGGCGCUGUGACGUCAUGUGCAAUGGGUCUAUACUGUUACUGGAAUCAAAUUAAGAGGCAAUGUUUUUCAAUGUCACGUAUUUGCAAUGAAAAGUGUUCAAAACCUAAAAUCUUUUUGGCGUUCCUCUCAAAAUUACUUUGUUUUAGCUUUAUUCUCUGUUGGUGAUUGACACUCGGUGGCGACUUAACGGUUUUCCUUGAAAACUUUCGUUUACUUGUCGUAAUUUAGUGUUACCCGUUGUAAAAGUUUCAUGUCGCUAUUGUGGUGUUCUUGUCAUGUGUUUCUUUUCGUAUUUCAAAUGUUAUUUAUGCACUAAAGGAGCGUCUUUAUUUGCUUGUGUGUCCUUUUAAAAUUGAAAAUGAUAAUAAUUGUCGAUUGGGGUAUACAGUAUUACUGCAGGCAGAUCCACUGAUUUCAAAUUUGUAUUUUCAGGUACCCAUACAAAACAAAAGUGACGAGCAACCAAAGUUGCAAGUUUCUAAAAGGUGUGAAACCGUUAUUCUGUAUUAGGAAUGUAUCUUACUGUAUUUUUAAUUCUGUCCGCUUUUAUUUUUUUUUGAGUAUGGUAAUUGAAAAUUUGCAAAGUGACUUUGGUUCAUUUUUCCCAAUGCAUGCUUUCUGUUUCAAACUAUUAAAGAUGUUUUUCGUUUUAAAAUUUACAAAAUGUAUACCAUAGCGAACCUGAUUCUAUCAAGCUUUGUGCCAUAAUCCCAUCUUGUCGAAACGAUUGUGACGAUUAUGUGUAAAUAUGGCUUGUUUCUAUUCAAAGGGAAAGAAAAGUAAAAGUCAAUGUAUGAAUUACGGAUAAAGAGUUUUGAUACUAUAAACUAUUGAAAUUAUUUCCAGUAUUAUUUUGUCUGAUGACAUUGAAAUAAAGACGAAAAUUUGCAUUUCAAAAACUUAAUUUGUAUUUUGAAUUUUAAGAUGGCAUUACUUUUGCGAAUUUGGUUUAGCAUUUAUUCGUGGUUUUUGGUUUAUCCAAUUAACAAUAUUUGAUAAGCACCUUUCGUUUUAGCUUUGAUACUUUUACUUCACUUUUCAUCAUUUCUAAUCCUUUUCUACCUGUCCUUUCACAGGAAACUGUCCCGGCUGGAUAAACCACGUAAAGUUCUCAAAUCUGACUCAACUAUCUCUUAUGACAGACGGAAUAACGUGAAUCACACACAAGGAAAGCAAUUUUUAACUGAUGGUUUUCAGUGUACAUUCAUUCAAAAUACGCCCGAGAUUAUUCCCAUUAAUGAUGACGUUCAACCUCAAGAUUAUGAAACAUCCACAUUGUUUUCAGCGCAACGACAAGGUAAUUGGGUUUUUAAAUGGAACAAGCAUGUCUUUAGGAGACAGAGCGAUACAUGCAACUGAAGCGACGUGGUUUCAGACGUCGCAUUUUGCAUUUAUCGAAUUUAAUUUGGUUGGGCGUAGCUUCAAAGACUUCAUGUAAUGUUAUUGAAACGUCACAUGUAGACACUUUGGAAAAAGAUAAAUCUUUGGAUAUUUUUAUUUUCCUACAAAUUUAGGCUUAAAAUAUUCUUACGACAUUCUUAAAUUUCGGAGUACAGUACCAUAAGCUACAGUAUCUACAGUUGUUUGUACAUUCAUCACAGCAUAGUAUUUCAUACUUUCCUCUGAAAGAUGUUCUUUGAAUGAUCUUGGGUAUCGUAUAUUCUUAGUAAAAUCUUUAAAUUUUGCCCAUUUUAACCUUAAUAUUCUUAUAAACGAGAUUUUUUUGAGGCUUUAAUGUCUGAAGCUUUACGUCAUUCCAUGCCACGCCCAAGUCAAAUUGAAUUCAAUACAUGCAGGCGUCGAAAAUAUAGUUCGACUUGAUGCGAAUUGUAUUCGACACAUCAAAAUGCGACGUUUGAACCAAGCCUUAGUUUAAUAUCUUAACAACUAAUAUAUUCAUUGAACAUAUAUUUUCAAAGAUUGUAACUCCGACGAACUCCCUCUUGGUCCGCAGGCGUUCGGCCUUGUUCCAGUCCGCAAUCCACCACCACCGUCUCAAAGCACCUCGUGUCACUGUAAUUGUCACACUCAACUGGAGAAAAAAUUCUGCGUCUUAGAAAGGAAGUUCACGUUUCUUCAAAAUAAACACGAUAUUCUACAACAAUCUCACGAUAAAUUAUCUCAACUUGUCGAGGCUCAGAACCAUCUACUGGCCUGUCAUACGGCUCCUCCUCCUACGCGAGAGGCUCUGGCCAAUUUUACUUCACAAGAGAAUAAAUUCAUCAAGUCACCCAACAUCGAGCCUUCGAGCCCCCCACAAUUAUCUACGCCAGUCAACGAUCGAUCACACACACGACCCUUCUUUGAAACCCCAGAUUUGCCUCCCGACACCUCGCCCAAUGGUGAGGAACAAUUUUAUACUUUACCAAGACGAGCAACGGCCCGAGAUAUCAUUCGUUUAUGGGAGGAAGGCAGUCGUGCUUUACCUCCAGUAAAGAACUGGUCACCUGCUCAGAAAAUGAAAGUACAAAGCAAGUUAGCACGUUGGAAGAAAAUUAUUGAUAUACUGAAAACGGAUUGUGAUGGUGAUAUGAUGUUGUUUGAAGAAAAAUACUCAAAUGGAAACGGAGAUCUUUUACCAGUUACGACCAUCCUGGCUCUUCAUGAAAAUCAGUUGUCUUCACAGUUUCUGAGUAAAGGUUUCAGUAAUGUCAAGCAGAAUACCAUUGAACUGAAAUCUCCUGGUGAAUGUAAGAGCGAGUUCGUGAAUGAGCCCAACGCCGAAGAUAGCAUGUCCCAGGAUGCUGCGGUCCCUGACGAUGAGGCCACGAACAGGUACGUCCUCCCACGAAAAGUCACGGCACGUGAUGUUGUACAGCUGUGGGACGUCGGCUGUGACGAAUUCCCUCCGAUUGGCACGUGGAGUAAAGCACAAAAGAUUGGCCAAGAGACCAAAAUCUUCCGAUGGAAAAAGAUUGUAGACCUGUUUAAAAUAGAUUGUAAUUCAGAUUGGGAUAUGUUCUGUGAACGAUACUCGAACGAUAAAGGUGAACUGUUGCCAUUGGCGACGAUACUUGCGAAGCAUGAGGCGAUGUACACCCAAGAGCAUGCAAUCCUUGAGAAACAACCGCCAGCAACCACCCGCAACAGUACAACACCUGUGACAACACCUACAACAAAACAUGUGACAGCAAGUUCCCCACCCGACACGCCCAAGAGUAACACGCCCACAGCAUCUGUGUCUCCGAAGCUCGAGAAAUCUCCACGGGACCCCGACACUGUGAUUCUACCGCGGAAGGUCACCGCGUUUGAAGUGGUACGAUACUGGACCGACGGUUGCGAGACCUUUGGGCCAGUCAAGGACUGGACUCGAGCGCAGAAGAUGGGCCAAGAAACGAAAAUUAGCAGAUGGAAGAAAAUUUACGAAAUUUUCCGCUACCAGUGUUGUAGGGACUGGGACGAGUUCUGCCGAAGAUACACGAAUCAGCGUGGCGAAUUGUUGCCUAUAGCAACGAUUUUAGCGAAGUACGAAGCGGAGAACCCGGUAGGAGCUCCGAGUUAUAAGCAACACGAGAAUGAAUCCCACGAGAAUGUUUCCCCGGGUUUUGCUUCUCAAGUUAUCGGCGAAAGUUGUGCAACGAGCUUUACUGAUAAUGGUUAUACACUACCUCAAGCAGUUGGUAUUGAUAUCAUUGUUACCGAAGCAGGAGAGUACGUAUUGCCCGAUCAGCUUACAGCUGUCCAAGCUUUGGCACUUUGGGAGCAUGGGACGGAACAAGUACCACCCAUGAAAAAUUGGUCGGACGAACAAACGCAACAGCCUGAGCUGCUUGACAACUUCCGCCGAGUUGCGGAGAUAUUUGAAAGAGAUUGUGGCAGCCAUUUUCGCAGGUUUCUCGACAGAUUUUCCGAUACUAACGGAGAACUGUUACCAAUAACUGGGAUUGUUUACUCCAGCCACUGCAGGAAAUACUCGCAGUUUUUUACUGAAUACCAAAAAAAUGUUAAGCAUAGCCGUAGCCGGGGGGAACAAUACGAACUGCCGAAACGAGUUGGCGCGAAAGAAAUUGUAUGGCUGUGGGACCACGGCUGUCGAGACUUUCCCCCCGUUAAAACUUGGUCAUCGGCCCAGAAGUUGCGUUACACCACCAAGUUAUCGCGAUGGCGAAAAAUUGCGGAUAUUUUUCACGAGAAAUGCGACAGUAAUUGGCGAAUUUACGAAGAGAAAUACUCCAAUGCAAACGGAGAAUUGCUGGCUCUUUCCACAGUGAUUUCCAUGCAAGAUGAAACGGAGAGUGAAAGUUACGCUUCCAUGAUUAAACGUUCUCCUGAACACAAUGGCAAGGUCUGGAAUGCCGAAUCACAAUCAAGUAGUGGGAUUGAAAUGAACAGUGAGAGUACUGUGGGUGGUAAUGGGGGUAAUGUGGUGACCAACGAGGCUGAUGUCGGUCAGAAUGAAAGCACUGAUCAGUCUAAGGAGUUUUAUCUUCCGAAGAAAGUGAACGCUUUAGACAUUAUCAAUUACUGGGAAAAUGGUUUUGGUGAUAUGCCACCAGUUUCAGAAUGGACUACGCUCCAAAGAUUUCGUCAGCGAAGUAAGAUAUCUCGUUGGAGUAAGAUCUAUGAUAUAUACAAGAAUCAUUGCCGAGGAAACCUUGAUGGAUUUGAAAAGCUCUAUUCGGACGAGAACGGGCAACUUCUACCUGCCACCACCAUCAUUUCGAUGUACGAAUCGCGUGUCGACGCGGAUCAGUAUAGCGAGAACGAAACGCUGCCGAAAGGACCGGUCGUGCGGAAAUAUGCUCUACCGCGGAAGGUCGAUGCCAAAGAUAUCGUUCGUCUGUGGGAGGAAGGCAAUGAACACUUUCCACCCAUCGCUGCGUGGACCAAAGCGGACAAAAUCGGUCAGGAAACAAAGAUAUUUCGCUGGAAAAAGAUUGUGGAUAUUUUUAAGAACCACUGUGACUGUGAUUGGGAAUACUUCGAAGAUUUAUUCUCCAACGAAUUUGGUGAACUUUUACCAACUAGUGCAAUCAUAGCUAAGUUUGAAACGAGUUUUUUAAAACGUUAGUUUUCUCGUGGUAGAUCGAGAACGGACCUUACAAGUGUUUACGUCAUGUGAGUUUCAAACAAUGAAUUAUUGACCCACGAGUAUCCCACAAUGCUCUGUGCAGAAAUCUUCUGUAUAAAAAUUGCCUGACGUAAGCACUUCUAAGGUCUAUUGGUGUAACAUAAAAAGAUAAGACACCGAAUAUAGACCUUACAGAAGACUCAGCCAUUCGCAAUGAUUCGUCGUCAAAAUGCACUCGCCAUGUUCCUGGCAGGUGUGCUUACGAGAGACAUUCUGCCCUCGCACGUCCGCCAUUUUGAAUAUUUUCAGGGGGACGAAUACCUCGUAAGCGCACUGGCUUCACUGGCUAGGAACAUGGCGACAGCAUUGCAAUAGUUACGUCAAAAUCAUAGGCAAACCCAACAACUCUGUUUGCUGUCAGCUCUCUAUACGACUUAGGCCAAGUUUCUUGACAUUCAUGAAUUCUGAUUGAGUUUGGUUGCAUGAACAACACCAGAAUAUUUGUUCAUAGACGAAAGUGACAAACGAAUAACAUACUAGAUUUAUAAUUUUAUACUGAAACAGUUGUACAUUUUUACUCAAAAUGAAUAUAUGUGUAUUUUCAAAACUAUUGUAUUUAAAGCGUGAUGAAGCAUUUUUUGACAUGAUAUUAUAAAU
Molecule: messenger RNA, 10493 nt
Organism: Paramuricea clavata
Lineage: Eukaryota; Metazoa; Cnidaria; Anthozoa; Malacalcyonacea; Plexauridae
Source: the annotation of a GenBank genome assembly